Messenger RNA from Musca vetustissima, 3244 nucleotides. Its product is annotated as formin-J. Lineage: Eukaryota; Metazoa; Arthropoda; Insecta; Diptera; Muscidae. The transcript has 3 exons. The record is from RefSeq and is a predicted model, not a curated record. The coding region runs from base 20 to 3244 and encodes 1074 amino acids.
UCAACGACAGACACCAGGCAUGGCACACUUUUGCGGAUUCAUCAAAUUUAUAUUUUUACUUUUGAUGCUGACUCGAAUAUUGCCCACAGGUGACAGUAGACCUCUAAAUAGUAAAAGUAGUAGUACAUCAUCAAGCGAUCUCAUUGCGGGCAAUGAGUUCUUGAAAUUAUUUAUGGGUCAGGAUGAACUUGAACGUGAAUAUCGGGCGAGAAACGUGGCAGAUGUUGGCGAUUAUAAAGAAAGCGAAGAAUUUGACAAAAAAUCCGCCGAGACGGGGAGACAGCGUGAGGCCAGUAGUCGUUCUUUAAAAAUCCAGGGACCCAAAAUAAAUCAUGCCGAGGGUCAAGUGGAAAAUAGCAAGGCAGCCAACUCAGGUAAUAGUCGAAUUUCAUUUCUAGAGGAUUAUGAUGAAAAUGAUGCCAUACUCGAUGCCGAGGCCAGAGAUAUUGAUUUGAAAAAGGAAACAACAACAACAACAAAGGCCAAAAAAGAUGACUACAAAAUAUUGUCGAUAAGUGUCUAUUCGUCAACAUCGGCCCAUGUGGGUUUACCCGCCGUCUCCACCUCUUCCUCUAGUCAACGAGGUUCAAUGACAGGGAAAAAUCGCUUGACCACAACAACAUCAAAAUAUGACAACAAAUCGUAUACAACAACCCAACAGUCAGUCGUGACAAUGACACCACGGCCACCAACAGCGACCACAUAUAGACCGGCAACAACAACCAGCACUACGACAACAACGCAAAAACCGAAAACAACAACAGCGAAAAUUCCACAAAAUUCUGCCGCAGCUUCAUCAACGACAGGUGACAACUUCAUCAAUCGUUCGCAUAAAAGCGAAUUCUCUGUCGAGGAAGUUCAGCCUUCAACUGCCAGACACCAUCAACAAUUGCUGCAGCAGCAGCAACAACAGCACCGACCACGUAAAGUUGUGCGCAAAACAUUUACGCGUCAUCAUCAUCCACAACAACAACAGCAACACCACCAUCACACCUCAUAUCCAUUGAUGACGAAUGACGAACCCGCAGACAGUAUGGAGGCUUUGGAUUCGGAGAACAGUGCCUCAACAAAUGUGGUUCAAAAUGUCUUAGCUUCUCCGUCGCAGGGCUCCGGCACACCAUUACGCUCGACAUCGACAGUUACAACCAUGUUCCACAGUGGUCAACAUAACGUGUCCAUUAAUCACGCCAUGUCUAAGUCACCACUACCACCAUCGGCAGCAGCACAUCAAACAAAUGUCGACGAUGUUGACAUUUCCAAAGACCUAAAUGAUCAACAGCACUCGGCUACUGGUGUUGAUGAUCAAUUGUUGCCAUUUCAAACGGUAAUUUAUCAUGACACCAAGAACGGUGGCGGCGGCAGCAGUCAUGGUCCACAGUCACGUUCUAUUUCGUAUUCGUCCAUUUCACAAAAUGUCGAAGAUCUAAAGAAAUGGCAUCAGUCGGACAUCUUGGCCGAGGCUCGUCGUAAUGUCAGCGAAAGUCUGAAACCCUUGCCACCGUUACAUCAAUCCGAACCGGCGAAAUUUUAUUCCCAACCUUCGAAAAUGUAUAGCGAACCAUCGAAAUUCUAUUCAGAACCCUCAAAGGUCUAUUCGGAACCGGCCAAAGUCUAUGGUGAACCGGAGAAAUUUUAUUCAGAGCCGGCCAAAGUUUAUGGUCAACCAUCGAAAUUUUAUAGUGAACCUUCCAAGGUAUAUUCGGAACCAGCAAAAAUGUAUGGCGAACCGGCGAAAACAUAUUGGCCCAUAACAGUUACCACCACGCCAAAGCCGGCACCGCUUAGUACCAUUCCACCAAUUGCCGCAACAAAUUUACCACAAUUAAUCGCCACCACCACAACCCCAUCUCCUCUUGGUCUUGGUUAUCCAGCAUCACGUAAGCCAGCAGCCAUAGUUUCACGUAUUGCCUUUGGUGAAGCCCAAACGAAUACUGCAUCCACAUCGACGACCAGUACCACAACCACCACCUCGACAACUCCAGCUACAACCCACAUACCCAUAACCAGCACAAUAAAAUCAUCAUUUGGUGGUAGCUUCCAUCAACGCACCUUUGGUCAUCGUCAACCACCUACGGGCAUUUCGGAGACCACAACUCCGCCACGUCGUAUACUCUUCAAUUUGGAUCGUUUGCCAUAUGAUUUGCUGAAUGCACCACAACCUGCUGCCACACCACAGCCGGCACCGACACAUUUGGAAUUGCCGCAACAGCCGGCAUUAACAUACCAGCAACAGCAGCAACAACAUCUACAAAGACAACAACAACAGCAGUCGCAUCAGCAGCAACAACAACCCCAGCGUCAUCAUAACAUUAAUCCAUGCUUGGAGUCGGCUGUUACUUCACUAUUUUCAUCAGCCACAUUAUCUGCUCAUCCAGCAUUAAUAAAACAACGCCAACAACAUUCAUCAUUGUCAGAUCAACAACAUUCUAAUCAAAAUGCCAAAGGAUUGCCCAACGAAGAUCUAGUCAGAUGUGUUGCUGAAAUAUCAAAUCCUGCCAUUCCAUCGACUGGAACAGCAGAUGAUACCCCCGGCCUAUCGUACACUACCGAACGUAGUAACAUUGAAGAGCUUUUUACGCCGACCCCAGAGCAAAAUUACGAAAUAGAAGAAUCAGCAAGUGUAAUGACAAAUGGGCGAGCCCAUGGCGUACAAGGUGGCAGCGGUGGUGGUGGUGGGGCUGGUAGGAAUAGUUUAACACUACCAACACCACAACCUGGUGCGCAUACAUUCCAAACGAAUAAGCAACGAAUUCAUAUCGGUACCAAUAUUAAUGCCGGUGUAGUGGGUGGUGUUGGUACAGAUAGUGGUAACAGUGGUGUGGGUUAUCAACAUUCAUCGUUUACUGGCCAAACAAAUGCUAAUGGAGAUGCUGCCCUAAGUCAUGCUCAUAGAAAUUUACACGGUGAUGGCAAUCCUAGUCCAGACUAUAACGCAUAUGAUGAUGGUGGUGGUGGUGAAGGAGGAGGAGAUACGGAUGACUACACUGACACCGAUGACACUGGUCAUCAUCGGGCACCAGGUUCAGCCAACGAUGGUGAUGGCAAAGUUGCUUAUGUUGUAGAGGGACGCAAUUAUCGUAAAUAUCGUGUGGAAACCAAAACCGAUGAUGGUUACAUUGUUGGAGAAUACGGUGUGGUUCAUCAUGACGAUGGAAAUCUACGUGGUGUGCGUUAUACAGCCGAUAUAAAUAAUACAAAUCGAAGUCUUAUACAAAAAGCUUUGUUGACAUUUUUGAAACUGUAA